CCGCCCACUUCUGAGCAAUAGUGGGUGCAUAUGUCCGAGCACCACAAACAAACACUAUAGUAGUCACAGAAUUAAUUGCUACAUGAUACGAUUAGAGCAAUGGCUAGUCCAGCUAAUUACGAGUUUGUAGACAAAGUACCGGAAGAUCAUCACUGCACUAUCUGCACUAACAUUCUAACGGACCCAGUACUGACUGGUUGCUGCGGACAACAUUUUUGUAAUGGCUGUUUGAAAAAUUGGCUAAGGAGAAAGAAAACAUGCCCACAUUGUCAAACCGACAAUUUCCAAUGUAUGAAAAAUCUACGAAUGAAACGAGCAAUCGAUAGCUUGAAGAUCUACUGUCCUAAUCGCUCCAAGGGAUGUGACAAAAUUACUACACUCGGUGAAUGCAAUCAACAUCUCGAGAAAUGCUUGUUUGUGGAGGUAUCAUGCACAAAGAAAUGUGGAAAAAAAAUUUUUCGAAAAGAGCUUCAAGAUCACGAGGACAACAAGUGCCCAAACCGUCUGAUAAAAUGUCAGUAUUGCAACACAGACGUUAUGUACAAAGAAGUAACAGCCACAAGUCAUUUAGACAGUUGCUCAGGUUUUCCUAUUUCUUGCCCCAACAAUUGUGGACAUGAAAAAGUACAGCGUACGAAAUUAGCAGGUCACCAGAUGGUGUGCCCUCUUGAGCCAGUCAAGUGUCCUUUCUUUGAAGCUGGGUGUAGCGAAAUAGUUGUACGAAAAGAUCUGGCAGCACAUAAAGCAUCAAACACAGAGCACCACCUGGAGCUAAUGAUGACAGAGACUGUUUCACUCAAGCAGGAGGGAAGGACUACCAAAGAUCGACUACAGCAACUAUCAGUCAAAUUUGAUGGCCUAGCAUCUUGUGUAACUAAGCAACUAGGCACCAUUGGUUCUAACCCUCGAAAUACAUGUACACAAGCAGCUAUCAACAACAUCAAAAGCUCUCUAGAGACAAUGACCACAAUGCUAGCACCAGGUGACACACAAUAUUACCUACCACUAGUUAAAGUGUCAGAGUAUAGAGCUCGAUCAGCUUCGUUCUACAUCAAGCCUGGCUAUAAAAUGUAUGUGAACAUUGAUAGUCACGAUAAUUGCACUGUAUACUUGGAGAAAGGUGAACAUGAUCACCAACUAAAGUGGCCUAUGCCUGAAUUGGAAAUUAAACUCCAUAAUAAAGUGGACCUGUGUGGAGUAACAAUCUGCGCCGUUUGUGAUCUCACAGUGAACCAAUUAAAGGGUGAUAAAACACAGCAAUGUAUCAACCCACGACAACCUAGAGUAGGAAGGGUAAUUCAAAAAGGGGUUCAAAAAGACUUAGAUUUUGUAUUCCUUACAGUAAGACCCCAUGACUGUGAGGAAGCAAUGUUUAUGUCUCUUAACAGAAAAACUUUCUGACUGACCAUUGCAUAUAGAGACUGUACAAUUUAUACGUAUCUUAUCUUUAUUUCUUUCAUAGCCACACCCAUUAUGAUUUUUACACGA
This is a messenger RNA of Halichondria panicea, 1488 nucleotides long. RefSeq names its product TNF receptor-associated factor 5-like. Bases 100 to 1401 code for a protein of 433 amino acids. The record is from RefSeq and is a predicted model, not a curated record. Gene Ontology annotation, molecular function: zinc ion binding; protein binding. The transcript has a single exon. NCBI's taxonomy places the organism in Eukaryota, Metazoa, Porifera, Demospongiae, Suberitida, Halichondriidae.